CGUCGCUCUCCAUUUCUCUAUCCCAUCGCCUAGCGAGAUGCAGAAGCAAUACGGCAGGAUACCUCUGUGGCAAGUCAGCGCCGCCGAGUUGGCCAAGUGGCGACCGGUAUAUGGAGUAAUGGAUGCAAAUGAUGUCCCGGUGCCCGCGGUCGCUGAAGCGGAAAUAACUGGCGACGAGACAGUCACGGAUUUGGCCCCUGUGCCAGUUUGCCCCGACGUGCGCGGCCUCACGUGUGGGACGUGCCGAUUGGAAUUUGUCGAUGUGAAGGCUCAACAAGCUCACUUCAAGAGUGACUUCCAUGUGUACAACCUCAAACGCAAGUCCAAGGGUCUCGAGUGCGUGACGGACGUCGAGUUUGCAGAAUUUCUCGCCACGGCGCAAUCACGACCUCAACGGGCCGUGCGUGUUUCGAACGACGGCGAGGAAUCGGAAGAGUCCGACGAAGAGCCCCCUCAUCCUUUGGACAUUUCGUUGAGCAGCGACGACGAUGACGACAAUGACGACGAAGGAUCAGUCCUUGCUGCCAAGGAACCCCUUCAAGCAUUCACCGAUUCGAAGUUGGUGUACAAGGUGUACAAUGCAGCAUUCUCCACAUGGAACGACAAGAACAAAGGCUCAUGGGCAGCUUCGAUGGACAUGGUAGCGUCCCUCACGUCGUCAUCGUUUCAGUGGGCCGUACUCCUCUUCCGCGCCGGUCGAUUUGCCGGCGCUGUCUUUCGCAAGGACAAGGUUCUCGUGCACAAAGCGUUCCAGCGCUACACCACUCGUCGAAAGCAAGGCGGUUCACAGUCAGCGCACGACUCGUCGUCUGGGAAAGCCAAGUCGGCAGGCGCCCAGUUGCGCCGGUACAACGAGAUGGCGCUGCAACAAGACAUCGUGGACCUGAUGCUGUCGUGGUCGGCUGAAUUGCGAGGCUGCGAUCGCAUUUUUUUGGGAUCGGCCAAGACGUCGCGUGGCCACUUCUUCGACAAAACAGGGCUCGCGGCAGGAGACCCCCGACUCCGUUUGGUGCCGUUUGGCACCCUCCGACCCACGUACGACGAGGUAUGCCGCGUGCGAUCUGUCCUGGGGAGUGUGCACUAUUCCCCGUAUCGGGCGUCCGAUUUUGAAAUUGCCAAACCAGCCACUCCCCCUCCGUCACGACGUUCGAAAAGCAGCAAGGCGCCACCAGCCGAAGACGAGACCAAAUCGGAAGGUUUGAAGGUUUCACCGCCUCCUCCGCAACUCCCAGCACCAUUAAUUAUUCAAGCCGUGGAAAACAGAGACGGCGUCGAUGCCCUGCUGGUCCUGCUUACCGCUGGCAAUGUGGACGAGCCGCACACCGAUGGCUCUGCACGGACCGCACUGCAUGUCGCCUCGCAAAUGAAUCACGUGGAAGCCAUUGAUCUGCUUCUCAAACACGGCGCGAGUCCUUGCGCGCUGGAUGCUCGCCAACGUGUGCCAUACUUGCUGACAACGUCCAAGGAAGGUCGCAACGCAUUUCGCCGAUUUAGGGCUGACGCACCCGACCGAUGGGAUUAUGUCGUGGCCAAAGUCCCAGACGCAUUGACCGACGAGAUGGAGGAAGAGAAGAAGGCCAAGGCGAAGGAAAAGAAGAAGCGAGCGGCCGAGCGCAAGAAAGAGACCAAGGCCAUCGAAGCCGAGGCAAAGCGGGCUGAAGCAGCAGCAGCUGCCGAAGCGGCGGCCCGACGCGCAAAGGAAUCAGCAUGCGCGGCGUGCGGUCAGCCGUCCGGGGCGAAACCUUUCUCGCGACUCACGUAUAUUUACUGCUCGACUGCGUGCGUGAACAACCACAAGCGCCAGCUCAUGGCUGAAGCUGCGAUGAAGCGCUUCGGCAAUUAGGAAUGCUCGGAAGUUCAUUUGUCCGCAGUCUGGCGCCAACGUCGAGGUGACUGUAGUCGUUCACGAGACCAAGAAGAACUGCAGUGCUUUGUGUAUCCGAGCCACCUUCGAGUGGAAUCCUUGCGCGAGGAGUCCUUGGCCGAAUCUGUGCACUGCUACGUGUACAGAGGGGUCCUCUGGCCCAGCUAAAAUGGCGGUGUUUCGACAAAACUCACGUGUGAAGUCACCCUUCACUCCCGCAGGUGUCGCAGUUUGUAGUUUGGGCAAUCAGGAGGGCUACAUAGGGGACCGACCCGACUUCUUCAGUGGAUCGAGCGAUGGAAUGAAGAACGGCGCUGUGGAGAUCGCUGUGCUUGGGCCCCUCGAGAAGGUUAGUUCAGGAUGGAAUCAAAAGGCCAGGAUGGUCCCG
Messenger RNA from Aphanomyces invadans, 2252 nucleotides. RefSeq lists its product as hypothetical. Gene Ontology annotation, molecular function: protein binding. The transcript has 2 exons. The record is from RefSeq and is a predicted model, not a curated record. Lineage: Eukaryota; Oomycota; Saprolegniomycetes; Saprolegniales; Verrucalvaceae. The coding region runs from base 38 to 1843 and encodes 601 amino acids.